Nerophis lumbriciformis (worm pipefish) is the source of this 1317-nucleotide messenger RNA. RefSeq names its product oxytocin receptor a (gene oxtra). Gene Ontology annotation, biological process: G protein-coupled receptor signaling pathway; positive regulation of vasoconstriction; female pregnancy. NCBI's taxonomy places the organism in Eukaryota, Metazoa, Chordata, Actinopteri, Syngnathiformes, Syngnathidae. The record is from RefSeq and is a predicted model, not a curated record. Gene Ontology annotation, molecular function: vasopressin receptor activity; peptide binding; oxytocin receptor activity. Gene Ontology annotation, cellular component: plasma membrane.
AUGGCGAGCCUUUUAAACCAAAGCGACUUGUGGCAGGUGAUCAACGACUCCUGGUCCAACCUGAGCGUCCUCAGCGGGCCGAACCAGACGAACCCCCUGAAGAGGAACGAGGAGGUGGCCAAGGUGGAAGUGACCGUGCUGGCCCUGGUGCUCCUCCUGGCGCUGACGGGCAACCUGUGCGUCCUGGUGGCCAUCCACAGCGUCAAGCACUCCCAGUCCCGCAUGUACUACUUCAUGAAGCACCUAAGCAUCGCCGACCUGGUGGUGGCCGUCUUCCAGGUGCUGCCCCAACUCAUCUGGGACAUCACCUUCCGCUUCUACGGCCCGGACCUGCUGUGCAGGCUGGUCAAGUACCUGCAGGUGGUGGGCAUGUUCGCCUCCACCUACAUGCUGGUGCUCAUGUCCGUGGACAGGUGUCUCGCCAUCUGCCAGCCUCUGCGCUCCUUGCACCGCAGGAAGGACCGCUUCUACGUGGUGUUCUCCUGGAGCCUCAGCAUGCUCCUCAGCGUGCCGCAGAUGUUCAUCUUCUCCCUGACGGAGGUGGGCUCGGCCGGCUCCGGGGUGUACGACUGCUGGGGGGACUUCGUGGUGCCAUGGGGCGCCAAGGCGUACAUCACGUGGAUCAGCCUGACCGUCUACAUCAUCCCGGUGGCGGUCCUCAGCGUGUGCUACGGCCUGAUCAGCUUCAAGAUCUGGCAGAACUUCAAGCUGAAGACCAGGAGGGAGCAGUGCAUCAGCCUGGCGCCCAAAGGUGGGAAAAGUGGCAGCACGUUGGCGCGCGUCAGCAGCGUCAAACUCAUCUCCAAGGCCAAGAUGACCACCGUCAAGAUGACGUUCGUCAUCGUGCUGGCCUACAUCGUCUGCUGGACCCCCUUCUUCUCCGUGCAGAUGUGGUCCGCCUGGGACCCGGCGGCCCCGCGUGAAGCCAUGCCGUUCAUCAUCUCCAUGCUGCUGGCCAGCCUCAACAGCUGCUGCAACCCUUGGAUCUACAUGUGCUUCGCGGGUCACCUCUUUCAGGACUUUAAGCAGAACUUCCUCUGCUGCUCUCCGCGCUACCUCAAGUCCUCGCGGUGUCGCUGCGAGCACGACUUGGACUCCAGUCACAAGAGCAACUUGUCUACCUUUGUCAUCAAGAGCACGAGCAGCCAGAGGAGCAUCACACAGACGUCCAGCACGUGAUUUCUUCUGCAGGUUGCACAUUGGACACAAUGAUGGCAUGUACAGUAAAAGGUAUUUUCAAAGUAACUGUGGACCGAGCCAGCAUUUCUAUUGAUGAUUUUUCCUGAUCUUGGAUGUACAAUGUAUAUACAGACACAA